AUGCUGAAGCAUUCUCCAAGCAUCCAUUUUGCAACCUUGGACCACACCCACCGCGAUGUCAAUGCGCAGGCCUUCAAGACCCUGCCGAUUGACCCUGUGCGCAGCAGCAGCUACAGCUCCCGCCUGUCCAUCUUCUACGCCAAGCACUUUGGGCCCCUGCCUGUCGACCGCCCGCCCCAGCAGCAGCAGCAGCAGCAGCUGCAGCAGCAACAGCAGCAGCAACAGCCGCAGCAGCAAACCCCUCAGCAGAGCGCGACGCCGCCGCCGCCGCUGCCGUCGCAGCAACAGCAGCAGCCGGCAUCAAACCAGCUGCAUGCCAAUGGGGCGCCGGCGGCAGUGCAGCAGCACCACGAGGAAGCGGCGGCAGCACAGCAGCAGCAGCAGCAGCAGCAGCAGCAGCAGCAGCAGCAGCAGCAGCAGCCUAACACGGAGCCGCAGCACGAGGACGUGCAGGUGCUGCAGGAGGACAAAGUGCAGCGGCUGCAGCAACAGGAGGGGCAGAGCCACGGGGAGGAGCAGCAGCCACCGCAGCAGCUGUUGCAGAAGCAGCAGCAGCAGCAGCAGCAGCAUGAGGAGGAGCAGCAGCAUCACCAGCAGGAGCAGCGAGAGCAGCAGCUUCAUCAAGUGCACGAGGAGGAGCAGCAACAGCAGCAGCAACAGCAGCAACAGCCGCAGCAGCAGGAGGGAGGGGAGCCUGAAUUGGAGCCAGAAUUUGUUGAGGUGUCAUCCCCAACUUUUGUGCAGCCAGCGCUUGAAACCACCGCCGAUAGCGGCGAGGGGCAGGGACCAGCCGCGGCAGUGGUGGCGGCUUUGGCUGAGGUGUCGGAAUUGGCUAGCCUUGACGAUUUAGAGGUGAUGCCUGAGGGCUCGGCACUAGGUGGUGAGACGCCGCUGCCGGAACAGCAGAAGCAGCAGGAGCAGGCGCAGCAGCAGCAGCCGGAUCACACGCAAGAGGCGUCCAGCAAACCCGAGGGCAGCACCCCGAGCGCAGCGGCCACCACUGCUGCGCAUGCCAGCGUCCCAAACGGCGUCACGACCGGAAGCCGGGACGGCGGAAGCGCUCGGGUUGGCGCAGCGGAGGCCGCCGGUGCACACCCGGACGCGGCGACGGCAGGGCCCGCCGCGGAGGAGACGGCCAGCUGCGGCAGACGGGCGGAGCCCGGCGGCGGCUUGGUGGGCCGUCCGCCGAGCAGCGGGGAGGGGCUGGAGCAGCACGCGCCAGCCAGCUCAGACGUUUUAAAGCCGCCUGACAAGGAGGUGCAGGGCGGCUCUGAACUCAGCGCGGCCUGGACGAGACUCAACUCAGCAGGCAGGCGCGCCAGCAGCAGCAGCAGCGUGGGCGGCCGCAGGAGCUUGGAGGCACCGGUGGUGGGGCACGCAGCGGCCCGAGCGGGCGGGGACGGGAACGCGCGCUCGAGCUUUGGAGGCGGCAUCGACCUUUCUGCCAUGUUCGGGGACGACGGCCCCGCGAGCAGCGGCGCCGCGGCGCCCUCCCCGGCCGCGGCCGCCCCGCCGCAGCCUGCAACCUCGACGGCGGCGGCGGCGGCGGGGCAUUCCCUGCCGCAGGCGCAGUCUUGGGACCCCCUGCAGGCGUCCAGCACGCCCCUCGCGCCCGCCGCCUUCGACCGGCGCGUGUCGGGGCCGUCUGCCCCCGCCAGCCUGGACCCCGCCCCGGCCUCGCGCGCCGGCAGCAGUGCCGAUUUGAUGGGCGGCGGCGGAUCUCCAGGCGCCAACACAGCCGGGCCGCUGGCGCCUGGAGAGGCUCGGGACGCAGGGCUGAUCAGCUUUGAUGGCUGGGCCGGCGGCGGUGCGGAUGGCGGGUCUGCAGCUGGCGGGGGUGACGCCGUGUCACCGGUUGAUGAGCGGCGGCGAGAGGAUCCCACAGACCUGCUUCUUUAG
This is a messenger RNA of Monoraphidium neglectum, 1899 nucleotides long. RefSeq lists its product as hypothetical. Lineage: Eukaryota; Viridiplantae; Chlorophyta; Chlorophyceae; Sphaeropleales; Selenastraceae. The record is from RefSeq and is a predicted model, not a curated record. The transcript has a single exon. Bases 1 to 1899 code for a protein of 632 amino acids.